Molecule: messenger RNA, 555 nt
Organism: Suillus clintonianus
Lineage: Eukaryota; Fungi; Basidiomycota; Agaricomycetes; Boletales; Suillaceae
Product: dolichol-phosphate mannosyltransferase subunit 3
Exons: 4
Coding region: 92-379 (95 amino acids)
Biological process (GO): GPI anchor biosynthetic process
Cellular component (GO): dolichol-phosphate-mannose synthase complex; endoplasmic reticulum membrane
Source: RefSeq, a predicted model, not a curated record
CAAGCACGACGACCGUCGACAGCCCUCAUCGUCAUCAACAUCCAUCAUUUGCCAACCCGGUUUUUGUGAGGACACUUUAUUGUAUCGAAACAUGGCUCGCUUGCAUCGAGUCUCAAUAUACUCCACCAUCCUUAUUUCAAUCUAUCUACUGGUGUUGUUCGAGAUCCUACCCAUACCACUCAUUGACGCUGGUGUAGCACAAGAAAUUCUUCCCGUCAUUCCCUGGUGGCUUUUGGUAUCAUUCGGAUCGUAUUCCCUCUGGAGUCUCGGCUGGGGGGUGUUUACAUUCCGUGACUGCCCCGAAGCCUAUCACGAGUUGUUGCAGGAGAUCAACGAAGCCAAAAACGAUCUCCGAAGUCGGGCUGUUACCGUCGAUUGAGACACCUUGCAGAUAUUAAUGCCUGCGACAUCAGGUGUCGGCUGAAGUGACCUACCGAUCAUGCGCUUAAGCUCUGAGGGAUUAACUUCCUCUCGCCCAAGGCGCUCUCGUACCUCCUUCAGUAUACCAGGCUGUGCCUUCUCUGUCUCAGUACGUCCGUCUCUUCGUGUUGGAUU